AAAUCAUCACCAAGCAAGCACGACUUUUAACUGGGCCAUUAUUCACUGCACUUAAAUGGGUGCUAUUUAAUUUCAAGUGAAGUCGAGUGAUUUAAAUUAAAUCAUUUAUUUAAUACCCAACUAACUGCCUAAAGUUACACCCAAAUAACUUACAAAAUCGCACAAAAUUUGACCACUUUCAUCCAUUCAAAGAACAUACUAUUAUUACUUAUAAAGAGGUAAUGAUGGCACAAGGAUCAAAGUCAGAAUGGAGAUGUAUUCGAAAUCUUGGGAAUGGAAGUUUUGGAGUCGUCGAGCUAUGGAAAAAUACAAAAACUGGGAAAAUGAACGCCGUGAAACGCUUUGAAAUUCGUAAAUCCGGCCAAAGCAGUGAAAAAAUGACGGAAAAGUAUAAGAGGCUUUGGAGGAAAGAAGUCGAAUUAAUGACCACUAUUCAACAUUGUCCGUACAUUGUGUCAGCAGAACCAGUCCCUGAAGAAGUUUCAAAUACUUUAGGUGGAACUGUUGUGGUCCCUCCGAUCUUGUUUAUGGAGUAUUGCCAAGGAGGAAAUCUUCGAAAUAUAUUGAAGCUUCCAGAGAAUAUAUGUGGUUUACGGGAAACUGAUGUUCUCACAGUGUUGGAUCACAUUUCAAAAGCUAUUAUCUUUCUUCAUAAGAAUGACAUUGUGCACAGAGACUUGAAGCCAGAUAAUAUUCUGAGAUUCAUUGACACGGGAAAUAAGAUAAUUUACAAACUUAGUGAUUUGGGAUUUGCUAAAGACGUGUCAAAAACCCAGAAUCAGUGUAGCACAUUUGUUGGAACCCCACAAUAUUUAGCACCUGAAAUUUACAUGGGAAAGUCAUAUGACAAGACCGUAGACUAUUGGAGUUUCGGGAUCAUUGCGUUCGAGAUUAUGUGCGGAAUUCGGCCAUUUUUACACGGAGAGUCACCAGCUAAUUGGCUGCCACUUGUUGAAGAAAAAGCAAAAGAUGUUGUUUGCAUUUAUAGAAAUAAUGAUGGAAAGAUUGUCUUCUCGAACACAAUCCCCUUCCACACACAUUUACCUGACGCCAUGAAAGAGUGCUUGACAGCUUGGUUAAGAACAAUGCUUCAGUUAGAUCCAGCUCGUCGUGGUCGAAGAAUUACAACGACGACACCAGAACACAACUCUCUCGGUACAAUUAAUGAAGGUUCAUCGUCACCCCCUUCAUCAGAUCUUCUCAAUUUGAAGCUACUUAGCGUAACGCUAUCUACAAAGUUUCUAGAAAUUCAGGCCAUUAAAGAAAUACUAGUCUUUCCCAUUGGAGAAUCGGGUCAUACAAAGAUUUCGGACAUUAAUCAAAGAAUUGCUGUCAAAACUGGUUUAAUUCAGGAAAACCAGCUUAUCUUGACUUGUGAUGGGAUCGAAGUUUUGAAGACGGACGUUGCUUCGAAAUAUAUUGGGAUGGAUUUGUACCUGGUUCCUCGAUCUGUAGACCUGAUCAGAUUAAAGGUUCGGUUUCCAACUGCCGUAAACAAUUUCAUACUUCAAUGGGACAGUUUGAAGGACCCCACGAAACUGAGAAAAAUCUGGGCUUGUGCAAUUUUCUAUUUGCAAGCAGAGUUACGGAAAAUUGGGAUAGUGAAAAAAACUAUUGAGGCUCUCAAAUUAUGGUGCUCCAUAAAUUACACUAAUCAAAUUAAGGCGCUGCAAAUCGAAAUUGAAAAAGCUGGAUCUAGUCUGGGAACAGUUUUAGAACUCGAAGGAAGAUUGGAGUCGAUCGAUGCUCAGUAUUUUAAUGGAACCAAGUCAUCAGAGCAAAAUAAAUUAGAAGAAGGUGACCAGAGCUCGGGAACUCGCUUUUGGAGCGCUGAGAUGACCAAGUUACACAAUCAUUACAGAGGCUAUUUUGACACGUGGACUGACAACAUCGUUCUUAAGCCUGUACUAACUACGGAACUGGAAGAAUUGUACUACAAAGUGUUAAAAGCCUGCAGUGAUUGGAAAUCGUCCGAUACCAGCUCUUCCCCGUUUUGUUAUACUGAGAUUCUACUUCGAAGUGUUUGUCAGUUUAUUGUGAAAGGAAAUGAAAUUGAUGACGCCAUCUUAUAUAAUAUAAGAACCCAACUUGACAAAGUAAAAUCCGACGCAAAGCUAAUGGAGGAAAUGAAAUCAGUGGUAACACAAUUGAAUCAGUUAACUGCCAACAUCCUACAACAACGGUGUAGCAAACAGUCUCUGAUGGUGCAAAUGUUGAGUGGAAUUGCUGACCCCCCAAGUGGCGAUGUUCACCAGAAAGAAAAUUCUCCACCCAACAGUACAAAUCCUGCCAAAAGUCCAAACCCUUACACUGUUCGUGGCGGUGGAUAUCGUCCCACCUCUUCAACCAUGCUGAAUAACAGAGUGUCUCAAUCAACGCUUUCACCCACGUUAGAAGAGACUGAAACCAAAACUGGGGCAAAGAUGAGCGUUAGUCUCAACACAGGGUUUAAGAUUUUGGAUCAAUGUCCCCUCGUCACCAGACUGAUGCAGGAGUCGCAAAUCUUGAAAGUGCAGACGGAGGUAUCAAUCAACAGCUUAAGUGACUCGAUGGAAGAAAUUAAGGAAAUUCGUAAGGAGCAGGAUGCCAUCAAGUGGGAUUUUUUGGACAAUAAUAAUUUGGCUUAAAGAAAAUAUUUCUUGGAUUAAUGCACCAUGUGUAAUAAUCACAUCACCCAAGUAUUUAUGUUGUCUAGUCCUAAGCAUUACACAUUUAAUAACGCACUUCGUUACUUCAUUUUGUUAGCCAUACCAGUUAUGUAUCAGCAUGAUACUUUAUGUUUUAAGCUGUAUAUAAUUCAGUGUUUUCAUGAAAGAUAACUACCAAUUAACUAUUUUAAGAUUUAAACUUGUCUACCGCACCAGACGAGCUUUUUACAAGUGUUCCCUCAUUCGCGAUUUUACCCAAAAAGCCGUGAAAGCUCGUCACCACUAACGCCUACAAGCUUGCAUUUAUUCUUUAUAUUUGUCGUCCGUUUUAAAAUGUGUAUAUGAACAUGUAUCCUGUAUAUUAUUUUAAGAACAAUAAGUGUAUUUUCUCGUGCAUUUUUGGGAAAAAAUAACAUUCGUUUUAAACAA
Messenger RNA from Folsomia candida, 3077 nucleotides. RefSeq names its product inhibitor of nuclear factor kappa-B kinase subunit alpha (gene IKKbeta). The record is from RefSeq and is a predicted model, not a curated record. Lineage: Eukaryota; Metazoa; Arthropoda; Collembola; Entomobryomorpha; Isotomidae. Gene Ontology annotation, cellular component: IkappaB kinase complex; cytoplasm. The transcript is spliced from 14 exons. Gene Ontology annotation, biological process: peptidyl-serine phosphorylation; tumor necrosis factor-mediated signaling pathway; positive regulation of transcription by RNA polymerase II. The coding region runs from base 222 to 2627 and encodes 801 amino acids. Gene Ontology annotation, molecular function: ATP binding; IkappaB kinase activity.